Suricata suricatta (meerkat) is the source of this 9373-nucleotide messenger RNA. RefSeq names its product epidermal growth factor receptor (gene EGFR). The record is from RefSeq and is a predicted model, not a curated record. Lineage: Eukaryota; Metazoa; Chordata; Mammalia; Carnivora; Herpestidae. Gene Ontology annotation, cellular component: basal plasma membrane; signaling receptor complex. Bases 64 to 3528 code for a protein of 1154 amino acids. The transcript has 27 exons. Gene Ontology annotation, molecular function: ATP binding; epidermal growth factor receptor activity; epidermal growth factor binding. Gene Ontology annotation, biological process: protein phosphorylation; cell surface receptor protein tyrosine kinase signaling pathway; cell differentiation.
GGCACAAGUAACCGGCUCACCCAGUUGGGCACUUUUGAAGACCACUUUCUCAGCCUUCAGAGGAUGUUCAAUAACUGUGAGGUGGUCCUUGGGAAUUUGGAAAUCACCUACAUGCAAAGGAAUUACGACCUUUCCUUCUUAAAAACUAUCCAGGAAGUUGCCGGCUAUGUACUCAUUGCCCUCAACACAGUGGAGAAGAUUCCUUUGGAAAAUCUGCAGAUCAUCCGAGGAAAUGUGCUCUAUGAAAACACCCACGCCUUAUCCGUCUUAUCCAACUACGGCACAAAUAGAACCGGACUGCGGGAGCUGCCCAUGAGAAAUUUACACGAAAUCCUGCAGGGCGCUGUGCGUUUCAGCAACAACCCUGUCCUCUGCAACGUGGAGACCAUCCAGUGGCGAGAUGUCGUUCACAGCGAUUUCAUAAGCAACAUGUCGAUGGACUUCCAGAACCACAUGGGCAACUGCCAAAAGUGUGAUCCAGGCUGUCCCAAUGGAAGUUGCUGGGGUCCGGGAACGGAGAAUUGCCAGAAAUUGACCAAAAUCAUCUGCGCCCAGCAGUGUUCGGGGCGCUGCCGCGGCAGGUCCCCCAGCGACUGCUGCCAUAACCAGUGUGCCGCUGGCUGCACAGGGCCCCGUGAAAGCGACUGCCUGGUCUGCCGCAAGUUCCGGGAUGAAGCCACGUGCAAAGACACCUGCCCGCCACUCAUGCUCUACAACCCCACCACCUACCAGAUGGACGUCAACCCAGAGGGAAAAUACAGCUUCGGCGCCACCUGCGUGAAGAAAUGCCCCCGUAACUACGUGGUGACAGACCACGGUUCGUGUGUCCGUGCCUGCAGUUCUGACAGCUAUGAGGUGGAGGAAGAUGGCGUCCGCAAGUGUAAAAAGUGUGAGGGGCCUUGCCGUAAAGUUUGUAAUGGAAUAGGAAUCGGUGAAUUUAAAGACACACUUUCCAUAAAUGCUACAAAUAUUAAACACUUCAAAAACUGCACAUCAAUCAGUGGAGAUCUUCAUAUCCUACCAGUAGCAUUUAGAGGUGACUCCUUCACACGCACUCCACCUCUAGAUCCAAAGGAACUGGAUAUUCUAAGAACUGUAAAGGAAAUAACAGGAUUUUUGCUGAUUCAGGCCUGGCCUGAAAACAGGACUGACCUCCAUGCUUUUGAGAACCUAGAAAUCAUACGUGGGAGAACAAAGCAACAUGGUCAGUUUUCUCUUGCGGUCGUUGGCCUGGACAUAACGUCCUUGGGAUUACGUUCCCUCAAGGAGAUAAGUGAUGGAGAUGUGAUCAUUUCAGGAAACCAAAAAUUGUGCUAUGCAAAUACAAUACACUGGAAAAAACUGUUUGGGACUCCAAGUCAGAAAACCAAAAUUAUAAACAACAAGGAUGAAAAAGGCUGCAAGGCCAUAGGCCAUGUCUGUCAUCCAUUAUGCUCAUCAGAGGGCUGCUGGGGCCCGGAGCCGAAAGACUGUGUGUCCUGCCAAAAUGUCACCCGUGGGAAGGAAUGCGUGGAGAAGUGCAAUGUUCUGGAGGGGGAGCCAAGGGAGUUUGUGGAGAACUCCGAGUGCAUACAGUGCCAUCCGGAAUGCCUGCCCCAGGCCAUGAAUGUCACCUGCACAGGACGAGGACCAGACAGCUGUGUGCAGUGUGCCCACUACAUCGACGGACCGCACUGCGUCAAGACCUGCCCGGCGGGCGUCAUGGGGGAAAACAACACCCUGGUCUGGAAGUUCGCAGACGCCAAUCGCAUGUGCCACCUGUGCCACUCAAACUGUACUUACGGCUGCGCCGGGCCAGGUCUUGAAGGCUGUGCACCAGACGGGCCCAAGAUCCCAUCCAUUGCCACAGGGAUUGUCGGCGGCCUCUUCUUGGUGGUAGUGGUGGCCCUUGGGGUGGGCCUCUUUCUGCGCCGGCGCCACAUCGUCCGCAAGCGCACACUUCGCAGACUGCUGCAAGAGAGAGAGCUCGUUGAGCCUCUUACACCCAGCGGAGAAGCUCCCAAUCAAGCUCUCUUGAGGAUCUUAAAGGAAACAGAAUUCAAAAAGAUCAAGGUGCUGGGUUCUGGAGCAUUUGGCACAGUGUACAAGGGACUCUGGAUCCCAGAAGGUGAGAAGGUUAAAAUCCCAGUGGCCAUCAAGGAGUUAAGAGAAGCCACGUCUCCAAAAGCCAACAAGGAAAUCCUUGAUGAAGCCUACGUGAUGGCCAGUGUGGACAAUCCCCACGUGUGCCGCCUCCUGGGCAUCUGCCUGACGUCCACAGUCCAGCUCAUCACACAGCUCAUGCCCUUCGGCUGCCUCCUGGACUAUGUCCGCGAGCACAAGGACAACAUUGGCUCCCAGUACCUGCUCAACUGGUGUGUGCAGAUCGCAAAGGGCAUGAACUACCUGGAAGAUCGGCGCCUGGUGCACCGUGACCUGGCAGCCAGGAAUGUCCUGGUGAAGACGCCACAGCACGUCAAGAUCACAGAUUUUGGGCUGGCCAAACUGCUUGGUGCCGAGGAGAAAGAAUACCACGCAGAAGGAGGCAAAGUGCCUAUCAAGUGGAUGGCUUUGGAAUCCAUCUUACACCGAAUUUAUACCCACCAAAGUGAUGUCUGGAGCUAUGGAGUCACCGUUUGGGAGUUGAUGACCUUUGGGUCUAAACCUUACGAUGGAAUCCCGGCGAGUGAGAUCUCAACCAUCCUGGAGAAAGGAGAGCGCCUCCCGCAGCCGCCCAUAUGCACCAUCGAUGUCUACAUGAUCAUGGUCAAGUGCUGGAUGAUAGAUGCAGACAGUCGCCCGAAAUUCCGUGAGUUGAUCAUUGAGUUCUCCAAAAUGGCCCGAGACCCCCAGCGCUACCUUGUCAUCCAGGGAGAUGAGAGAAUGCACCUGCCAAGCCCUACGGACUCCAAUUUUUACCGCGCCCUGAUGGACGAGGAGGACAUGGAGGAUGUCGUAGAUGCUGAUGAGUACCUCAUCCCUCAGCAGGGCUUCUUCCACAGCCCCUCCACAUCCCGGACCCCCCUCCUGAGUUCUCUGAGUGCCACCAGCAACAAUUCCACCGUGACUUGCAUCGAUCGAAACGGGAGCUGCCCCCUCAAGGAAGACAGCUUUUUGCAGCGGUACAGCUCAGACCCCACUGGCACCUUGAUUGAGGACAACCUGGAUGACACUUUCCUCCCGGCGCCUGAAUACAUAAAUCAGUCUGUUCCCAAGAGGCCUGCAGGUUCUGUCCAGAACCCCGUGUAUCACAAUCAGCCUCUAAAUCCAGCUCCUGGCAGAGACCCUCACUACCAAAAUCCCCACAGCAAUGCAGUGGGCAACCCGGAGUAUCUCAACACCAACCCAACCUGCGUCAACAGUGUGCUGGACGGCCCCGCCCUCUGGGCCCGGAAAGGCAGCCACCAGAUUAGCCUGGACAACCCUGACUACCAACAGGACUUCUUUCCCAAGGAAGCCAAGUCAAAUGGCCUCUUUAAGGGUCCUGCAGCUGAAAAUGCAGACUACCUGAGGGUAGCACCCCCCAGCAGUGAAUUUAUUGGAGCAUGACCUUGGAGGACAGCAUCGGCCAUAACAGUCUCCGAUGUUUCAGCCCCUGGGUCAAGCCACGGCAGCUACUCCAGUGCUGAUAAUCAUGCCCAUGUUAACUCUUGGACCCACGGACUGGGUCAGCCAUAUUUGCUCCGAUGCACCCAUCUUUGGCCCAGGAGGUGCCCCUGACUUGGAUGUACUUUGGGGAAGUUUCUGGGACAUUCCUUUGUCCUCAAACUCAGAGGCCUCCUCUAAAAGGCAUCGAGCAAGAGUAUUGUCUGUUUGGGCAGAAGUUCACCUUGCAGUGAGGUACAUCUGAGGAAAAAACCUGUAUAAGGAGUUUUAUUGCUUGGGGGCCCUUGGGGUUUUUAAUUGUCGUUGUUGAUUAUAUUGUUAAUGGGCUUUUCCGUGAGGAGGAAGCUUGCUCAUGGCACUUGCUGCACUGAGUUGAUCCAGGCCCAACUGUGACCAAGAAGCCAGAGUCAGCGUCUUCCAGCUAACAUUUGAUUCCACUGACUCUGCUUCACGAUUCUUCCAUUGCAAGACAAUUAACAAAACUAGAAGUGCUCUAUGUCCUGAGGAGGACUUACUGGUACUGUAUCACAUCACUGCAGGUACGAGAGGAUAAAGCCACUUUGAACCCUUCCUGAAGGGAGAAGAAACGGAGAGGGGAGGACUCUUCUUCAGACUUCUUUUUAUACAAGUUUCCUCACGGUACUUACUCUCCAUGGGUGUUUUCUAGUUAGAAGUAUUAGAUGAACUUGUUUAUUUUCCAUUCCACUGAAACUCAGUAUGCCUUCCCUGUCAGUAAGAGGAGACGGUACAACAAACCACAUCCAGCAUCAGCUCCUACUGAGACCAGUAGCCUUCAAUCAAGGUGGAACAGUAAUGCAAAAGUUCACGUAAGAACGUGACUCUCAAACUUGAGUCUCAGAGGAAAUACAUCAAGUCCCUUAGGGGUCAAGGAGUGGGCGUAUAUCAGGACACUGCCGAGGUAAAGCCACUCCUAAAACAUGAUCAAUCAGCCUCCCACCUCCACCCCCCACUAUCAGAUUAGGCUUCUUAUGGGAGAUCAGUUUCUUUUUAGGUCACUUUAGAAGAUUUUUGCUCAAAGGGUACUUUUUUCAUCUCUGGUGAGCUGCCCCCAAAGUCCCUCCUCACUCUUCCAGGAAUGAAGGGACCCAGGCUUUGGGGCCCCUGUGCAGGAACGUUCUAUAGCCCUCCCCACCGGGGGUGCGUUUUACAGGGGGAAAUAAAGGCAACAUUAUAUACAGGGGAAUGAAAGCGGUAAAGAUGAAAUCAGAGUUUGAAAUUGUUGAUAAUGCCUUAACAACAUCUACGGGUAUUUUAGAAAAAGAAAAUUCCCUCUUAAGACGAUCUCCCUGUUAUUGGAAGAUGCAGCUAAUUUAGGGCAUGACAUGUUUUUUCAACCUGUGUCCCGGCAGUCUGAUCAGUUCAUGGCAGUGCUUGGUGGACUGUGUUUUAAACACUCUUAGUCAACAUCCAGAUUAUCGAGGGAAGAAUGUUGCAGACAGUAAUACAGCCUACGGAUGUGUUCAGCCACACACACACACACACACACACACACACACACACUUGUCCUUCUGCUGUUAAAUUAUUGAUUCUCAGGUCAGGGCUGUAUAGCUUUGUUACCAAAAUAUUGACCUUGUCCCAAUGGUACUCAAUGCUCUGAAGCAACUAUCCUAGCCCAGCAUAAGCACUCAAGAUAUAAAAAUAAAUGAAGCAUAAUUGGUGGUUCCAAGAAAGUCACAAUGUAGCACAGGGAAUUGACUCAUACAUGCCAACCUUAAAGCAACACAGUGGAUGCUAGGCAAGACAGGUCAGCCGAGCAUGGACCGCACAGAACAGGGAAUAGUGGGUGGAUCCUGCCUGGGGAGACCUGGAAGCCUCCUUGGGGAGGGAGUGGUGGAGUUGGGCCAAAACAUGACCAGGGUCUUAGCCAUAGGGGAAAUGGGAAGCGUGUUCCCAUCAGAGGAAAACUUGACCAAGAAAGCAUCUGUCAGAGGAACCACUAAUGAAGUGGGGGAAAAGGCUGCAUUAGGUCGCCUUUACAAGCUGUCCCUUUAAGCCUGGCAACUAGCCAGUAGCUUUCCCCAAGUGCCCUACACAUGGGUCCUUCUGGGCAUUUGAAAAUGAUUAGUGAAAAGAUUAAACAUCGUUCUAAGAAUCUAAAAUUCUAUGCCAGUGUCAGUAAACCACUUUCGUUAUUUAUCCACCCCAGAAAUAAAUAUUUUAGUCAGAAGUUUGUUCAGCCCCGGGAAACGGAAUGAUACGCAUUUUGUUACCACUUACUUGUCCAGAAGCAAGUGACUGAUGAGAGGAGCAACUGAAUGUGUCAGUUCAACAGUAGCAGUUAAAUCCUAGUAUUUUUGUAAUUUGCAGUAUUUUAGUAUAACAUAAUAAAACAGCAAAAACUAUUCAAGCUUUUUCUUUUUUGUAUUUCAGUUUUCCUGCAUCAAAUCUAGUUGCUAAAUUCUCUUCAUUGUAGAACUGCAUUUCCCAGAAUGUCCUCACUGUGGCUAGUCAGGGCGGUGCAGAGGGGGCUUCUAGAUGCUUCAGAGCCUGGGAAUGCAGAGCCUGAGUCAGGGCCCCCUUCAUCACUGUAGGCAGAUGAGGAGAGGGCUCCCCACAGCACCAGUAUUUCCGUUUCAUGCCCUGAUUGGCCAGAGUUCAAAACUUCUACACUGUCUCUUCAGUCCUCCUUAAUGACACUGGGUUUGAAGACCCUAGAGAGAGCCUGUUCCUUCCUCAGUCAGUUCCUGGAAACGUUCCCCUGGCCCCACCUCAGAUCUGGCUUUUGGAAACAGUUUAGGGAAAAGGAACCGUUGGAAGCACUUACCCUGGACCAGUGUCCUCACACAUCUCCUAUACACUUUAAGGAGUCCCUGCAGUCAAUGCUCUAUGAAAAAUGUUCCAUCACCUCCCAAAGUAUAAAAGAUGAAUCUUCCAAAUUCUAGAUUUGCUGAGACACGGUUGUCACUCGUUUUGUAACCAGCAGUGCUGUGGAGGCACCAAAUUGCAUCCCAGUUGAGAACAAGAUUUAGGUAUUUGUUGAAAGUGCUUCAUCUGGGCCUGAAAGAUUCCGACUUAAUUUGGCUCAGGUGUAACCUGGGCCCAUGGGCUUUUCAGAGCUUCCCCAGGUUAUUCUGAUGAGCACCAAAGAUUUGGGAACCACUGGCAUAAAGGAAAGGCGUAUGGGGAGACCCAUCCCUUGGCUGGAGGCAUCCUGCUGGCCCGUUGCACACUUGCCAGGCCUUGGGUUACGCAAGCAGGAAUGAAGCUGUUGGGUUAUGGUGACCUGCAGAUCUCACCCUUGCUGCCAACCAGAAGCACCUGGUGAGCUUAAAAAGAAGGGGCAGGGUCCGCACAGACCAAUAUAAGUGGACUCUCGGGGGCUCCCCAUGUGAUCCUAAUAGGCAAGCAGAGUUGAAACCCUCAUCUCUAAGGUGACCUGCAGUACUCUAUACCGUGCCACCAAGUCAGGGCAGAAUAGAAAAGCCUGAGUCAGGUAAAAGGAGGUGGUUGAGUCCUUAAUGUUCCUGAGACUUGGCCGCCAGUGACCAUUCCAAAGCCUCUAAUUCUUUGUCAAUAGCAGCUUACCCUGAAAGUGGCAAACACCCAAAUUGGAGCUUCAGUAAAGCCCUGGAACAGUUUGCGUCUUCUAAGAAGUUAGAAAAAUCAACCUCUUCUGCAUUGAACAAGGUGCUUGGUGCUCGCUCCAAGUGACAGCUGGUGGAAUUGCCCUCAAUGUCUACUUUGCAUUUCUUUCUCUUGAUAAGUGAAUGUUUUUAUUACAACAUAAUGAUCUGUUUGUAUUUCCUUGCCCACGGGCUGUAAAACCUCUGAAAAGAAAUCCCUGCCUCUAUUACCAGCCACAUCUGUCGUAUCGGGGGCAUACAUUUUUGUACUAUGAAAGACACCUUCAGAUAGAGUUUGUAAAUGUUCAUCUAUUUUUGUAACUUUUUUGAGGACUAUUAGCCUCUCAUGUAGCACUGAACUUUAUAUAAGGUAUGUUUUUAGAAAAACUCAUUUUUCUACUACAGCUUAGAAAGACUGAAACAGAAUCAAAAUUAGAAACUGAAAUCUUUGUUUGAAGGGAUUUAAUUUAACCAAGGGAAUAGUUUCUUAUAAAAAGGCACAGCCUCAUUGCAGAGCUAAGUUAGGUCAUUGUCCUGAUAAAGAGGAAUCAUGCUUUUUAUAUUUAUAAAAUGAGAAAAGGUAAAAACCAUAUAUGGCUUAGCCUUCUUCUAAAGCAGGCUCUGUCAAUGUUAGAGGAAAAGAAUGACUUUGUUAUUGCUAACACAGAUCCAACUGCAAGCUACACCCUACUCAACUGCCAGCAUGAUCCUGUCUGUGUAAGAAAAAAAAAAUAAUAAUAAUAUAGCACUUUGUUGGCUUAUAUAUACUAAUCUGACUUUGAUACAAAUUAUUCUAUUUUUAUAUUUACAAUUGAUAUGCAUUUACCAAUAGACUAGACAUAUCUGCAGAGCCCUAAUAAUGUACAGCAUGUUUUGGUUACUCAGUACAUUAAUGAAGUCCAUGUUUCCCAAUCCUUCUAAUGACCCCACCUGCCCAUCCCAGAAAAAAAGUGUUUUCAGCCCCUGGCUGCACAGUGAAAUCCCUUGGAGAGCUUUUGGAACUAGUGAGGUCCAGCCCCACCUCAGACCAAUUCAAUACAAAUCUUUAUGGGUGAAACCAAGGCAUCUGUGCUUUUGAAAGCUCUUAAGGGUCAUUCUGAUGGACAGCCAAGGUUGAGAACCACCAAUCUAGGUGACUGGACAACUCGAUGCUUCAAGGACCUCAUUGCCCGUUGCUGGCGGGCAGGACCAUGGAUGAAUGGAGGUUCCAUGACAAGCUGCCCAAGCACUAGAAGGGAGAGGGUUUAACCAAUUGAUGAAAAGGGAAGGAAAUAUGGAACAGACACCUUUUUCCAUUUCCUCUAUUAAAGGUGGACUGGUGGUAUAAUAAAGAUAGGGAGCACUCUUGCUGCUGGUCCAACCAACAUGGCAUCCAUCCACAACCUUUAUUUCCCAGGGAGAAAGAAAACAUUAACAUAUCAGUUACAUUAUAAAAGAGAGACAUUAUGUGUAAGUAGUUAGAUGGCUUUUACAAAAACAAGAGUCCAAGAAAAGGAUUCUUGCUUUAAGAAACACUUUUAUAUAUUUUUCAUACAUUGCAGCUGGAAAAAAAAAACCUGAAGCAAUUAGGAUUGUUUUCUCUUCCAUGGUUAAAAUUGGCCUCCAAGGUCACAGGUCUGUCCUGUCUCAAUAGCCCACAGAAGUUCGUACCAUGCACCCCCAUCCUAUCGCCUUGCAUAUAAAACUUCAAAGGAAAGCAUAAAUAUUUUUUCUUAGGUGCACUUAAUUAUUGUUAUUUUUAAACCCUUUUGACAUGAUUUGGUUACAAAAUAAUCUUAUACUGUAACACCAUCUCUUGGAAAUGAAGAGAUCCUAUAGAUCUGUUGGGUGACCAUGUCGAGUUCACAACAGAGAGCAAUACCUUCAUUUCUGAAACAAGCAAGCAAUAGCUUUAUAGCUUCUAUGUACGUACGGUACGUCUUAACAAUGUAAGUUUUGCUGUGAUGAAAGCAAUAUGUGUACAAAUGAAAAGCAAGAUUCUCUUUCACAUGGUUUACACUGUUGAUCAGAACAUGUUGAUUGUAUAUUGAGUAUUAAAAAAUUAGAUGUAUAUUAUUCAUUGUUCUUUACUUAUAAGUAAUAAUAUUGUAUCCUUUGUUAACAAUGCAGUGUUGGCAGUAGUUAUUAAUCAUAUCUGACCUACUGUAGAUAUUCUUUCCUGAUAACUUUUUUAAAUUAAUUAAUAAAUUCUAUUUUUAGAGCGG